Molecule: messenger RNA, 3945 nt
Organism: Myxocyprinus asiaticus (Chinese sucker)
Lineage: Eukaryota; Metazoa; Chordata; Actinopteri; Cypriniformes; Catostomidae
Product: protein O-linked-mannose beta-1,2-N-acetylglucosaminyltransferase 1-like
Exons: 22
Coding region: 218-2179 (653 amino acids)
Biological process (GO): protein O-linked glycosylation via N-acetylgalactosamine
Cellular component (GO): Golgi membrane
Molecular function (GO): beta-1,3-galactosyl-O-glycosyl-glycoprotein beta-1,3-N-acetylglucosaminyltransferase activity
Source: RefSeq, a predicted model, not a curated record
UGCUUCUCAUGCUAUCUGGCUUCAGAUCACUUUACCUACGUGUGGCCAAACGUUACUAGACCCGUUUAUAAACUAAUUUACAGUUAUAUUUUCACGCGCGUCUGGACGUCGCUUCUGUGGCGACAUAACAUGCUGCUGAGAUGAAAAAGACGUGAUCGUAGGUGUUGUCAGAUGCAGGCAGGUGUUGUAAUCAGGAGCAGUGGGCAGGACUGCAGGUAUGGACACCUGGACACCCAAUCCAAGAGCCAAGCCCUUCAUCCCCCGCCAGCAGCGCAGCCUCUACCUCACCUGGAAAUACAGACUCACCAACAAAAGAGCAGUACGGCGAAUCUGCCAGGUCAGUGCUGUCCUGUUUCUUCUGAUCACAGUGAUUGUGAAUAUCAAACUCAUUCUUGAUACAAGGAGAGUUGCGAUUGAAGAGGAUGCUGCUCAAGAUUACGAUGAUGCCAUGCCCAACAUGGAAACCCCACGAAGACCAGCCAGUGAGAGGAAGGUUUUGGAUAUUGAGGUGUAUUCUAGUCGCUCUAAGGUGUACGUUGCAGUGGACGGCACAACGGUGCUGGAGGAUGAGAUGAGGGAGCAGGGUAGAGGCAUUCAUGUUAUUGCUCUUAAUCAGGCCACUGGUCAUGUGAUGGCCAAAAGAGUGUUUGACACUUAUUCUCCCCAUGAGGAUGAAGCCAUGAUCCUAUUCCUCAACAUGGUCACACGUGGCAGAAUCCUCAUCUUCACUAUCAAGGAUGAGGGGACUUUCCACUUGAAGGAUGCUGCAAAGAACCUUUUGAAAGGUUUAGGGAGUCAGGUGGCUGUCACAUUAAGCUGGAGGGACAUGUGGACUCUGGUAGUGAUAAAGGGAGGUCAAGUGUAUGGGGAAAAGCACUCUAAGUCUCCUGCUCUCUCUACAUGGGGUGACCCUGUGCUGCUAAAGACUGAGGUUCAGCUCACUGCUUCUGAAGAGGCAGAGUGCCAUUGGGCAGACACAGAGCUGAACCGCAGGAGGAAACUCUUCUGUAGUAAAGUGGAAGGUUAUGGGAGCAUUUGUAGCUGCAAAGAUCCAGCAACUAUAGAGUUCAAUCCUGACCCACUGCCUAACAACAAUGUCCACAACAUCCCAGUUGCAGUUAUAGCUGGAAAUAGACCAAACUAUCUCUAUAGAAUGCUGCGCUCUCUCCUUUCCUCCAAUGGCGUCAAUCCACAGAUGAUCACUGUUUUUAUUGAUGGAUACUAUGAGGAACCCAUGGAUGUGGUCGAGCUCUUUGGUCUUAAAGGAGUUCAGCAUACACCUAUCAGCAUCAAGAAUGCUAGAGUGUCACAGCACUAUAAAGCCAGCUUGACUGCAACCUUCAGUCUGCAUCCAUAUGCAGAUUUUGCCAUUGUCCUGGAGGAGGAUCUUGAUAUUUCCAUAGAUUUCUUCAGCUUUCUCAGUCAGACCAUCCAUUUGUUGCGUGAGGAUGACAGUCUUUAUUGUAUCUCAGCCUGGAAUGACCAAGGCUAUGAGCACACAGCUGAGGACCCUUCUCUGCUCUACAGAGUGGAAAGUAUGCCUGGUCUUGGCUGGGUGCUUAAAAAAAGCCUUUACAAGGAUGAACUGGAACCCAAAUGGCCCACUCCUGAAAAGCUGUGGGAUUGGGACAUGUGGAUGCGGAUGCCGGAACAGAGGAAGGGCAGAGAGUGUGUCAUUCCUGAUGUCUCUCGCUCCUAUCACUUUGGUAUCAUUGGCCUUAACAUGAAUGGUUACUUCCAUGAAGUUUACUUUAAAAAGCACAAGUUCAACACAAUUCCAAACGUUCAGAUGAAGAAUGUAGAUAGCUUGAAUAAAGAUGCUUAUGAGAUUGAAAUUCAAAAUUUACUACGUGAGGCAGAGGUCCUGGACCACAGUAAAAACCCAUGUGAAGACUCGUUUAUCCCGGACACUGAGGGAAAGACCUUUGUGAUGUUCAUCAAAAUGGAGCAGGAGACAGACACAAAUACUUGGACAGAAUUAUCAAAGUGCCUGCACGUGUGGGACCUGGAUGUACGAGGUUAUCACAAAGGACUGUGGAGGCUCUUCAGAAAAAAGAACCAUGUCCUAGUGGUGGCUGUUCCAAUUUCACCCUACUCUGUUAAGAAGCCCAAUAAUGUCACUCCCAUUCACCUGGAGCCUGCACCUAAAGAAGAGGGACCUCCUGUGGAACAGAUUUAGAACAGUCCUAAUCCAACCCAAGGGCCUUUUCUAACCACUUACAGACAAGGCCUACGUCAGGCCGAUACUGGGCCUUAUUUUACUGUUAAGGCCAUUGCAAGACAACAAAGUGGGUGAGCUAUACAGUAGGAUCAACCUCUUGGCUUAACCGUCCUGUGCUGGUAGCCUUUUGAAAUACAGGUUCUUUUAAAUUAGAAUGAUAUUAGUGUGAAUUUCUUAAAAUCGUGUGUAACGGAACCUUCUCAUGUUGUUGGUAAAAUAUGUGUUGUGCAUUGGAAGCUGUUCCUGAGGUCAUGAAAUUUCAUAUGUGUUAAUGCUGGGAGGUUUGUCAUUAGAAAUGAACUGAUAGAUGGUUUAAAGAAUUACUGGUACCACAAUAAAAGCCAGUGCUGGUUUGAGUUACUGAAUGUGACAGGAGAUUACAUCAAAUCAGGAUGCUGCAAAAAAAGUGAUUAAGAGAAUAUGGUUGACUAAAGCUAUUUUUUAAACACUACUGAGUGCUUUGGGCAGUCCUGCACAUACGUUUUAACUUAUGACUAUUUAUUUUGUCAAUAUCAAGAUAACUGUAGGUUUAUUUUUCCUUAACAAAUUUACUUUUAAACAAGAACAAUAGGCUGCAUAAAGAAACAACAGGCCUGAAUUUGUUUACAAAUAAAUCUAUGUUCAGACAUAUUUUUAGAACAAAAGACAUAUUUGUGAGCAUUCAUUUUCUGAUGCUAUGGGUUUUAUUAAAGGAGCUCAUUGGUGACUGAGAACAUAAAAUCAGUAUUCCAAACUACACAUAAUUACCUUAAAGCAAUAUUACACCCAAAAAUGACAAAUCUGUCAUGAUUGACAUUAACUUAAUUUUUACUCCCAUUCACCAAAACUGUAUGACUUUCUCCUGAAAAAAGAUGUAAUGAAAGUGAAAGGUGACGAAGGUGACAUUCUGCCUAAGAUCUCAUUUUGUGUUUCACAUAAGAAAGAGAGUCAUAUACUGUAGGUUUGAAAUGACAUGAGAGUGAGUAAAUGUUUUUUUUAUUUUUGAAUUUUCAUUUUUGGGUGCACUAUCCCAAAUGAGAAGCACACUGACUACCUUUACAUGUUAAAAUCAGACAAAGCAGUAUCUAGUCAGAAAAGAAAAGAGACAAAUUUAGACAAAGCUAGAAGCAGAAAUAAUAGUCAUAGUAAUAAUUUUAAAAGGCUGCAAUGAUGUGCUAAAAUGGGCCUCCAGCAACAGCUUAAAGAUUCCUCUUUCCCAGAGGACCUGAGGUGAUGCAUACAGCUUGGGUGAUAAGAUCUGUGCGUCCACACAGCCACUAAAGAGCCUUAGGAACUGCGGGAGGAUUAACACUUGAAAUCAAUGCAAUCUCAGUUGCAUCAUAGAUCUGUCGUGUGUUAACAUGUUGCUGUAUGUGAGGAUAAUUGUGAAUUAUUGAUUUAUCAUGCAAUAAUGUCCAAAUCAUUUAAUGGAAGAGAUUUCAAAAUAGAGUGGGUUUGUUUUGUUUCUGUUAUUUUGAAGUUUCAGUGGUCAGUACAACACUGAUAUUGCUACAAAAUUGUAUUUGUGGUGUCACAAAACAUUUUCAUUGUAUCUGGAACAUGUGCAAUACCAGACAUAGGUAUCAUCUCAAAAUAUAAUUGUACUCAUAAGAUACAGAAGUUCUAAUGUGUUUAUCAAAUUCUGCAACAGGCUUCUUGCAUUAGUGUUGUAUAUCUAAGUAGUUUUAGUUUGUUUUUGUUUUUCAAAAUGGUUUGUUUUUAUAUAAAAUCAAAUUUUCCUAAAA